GCGGAAGUGCAGUGCAGGUGCCACCAUGGCGGCCCCGGGGGCGGCGGACGGGGGCGGCUCCGGAGACUCCGCGGGGCCCGCAACGGUGUCCCGCAAGGUGAAGUACGCCAGCCUGGGCGUGCUGGUGCUGCAGAACGCGUCGCUGGUGCUCAGCAUCCGCUACGUGCGCACCCUGCCCGGGGAGCGCUUCCUGCCCACCACGGCCGUGGUGAUGGCCGAGGCCAUGAAGGGCAGCGCCUGCCUGCUGCUGCUGCUCAUCCAGCACCGGGGCAGUGUCCGGCAGACGGCGGUGACGCUGCACGAGGCCGUGGUGGGACAGUUUGGGGACACGCUGCGCCUGGCUGUCCCCUCGCUCAUCUACACCCUGCAGAACAACCUGCAGUACGUGGCCAUCUCCAACCUGCCCGCCGCCACCUUCCAGGUGACGUACCAGCUGAAGAUCCUGACCACGGCGCUGUUCUCGGUGCUGCUGCUGGGCACGGCGCUGUCGCGGCUGCAGUGGCUCUCGCUGGCGCUGCUCUUCGCGGGGGUGGCGCUGGUGCAGGCGGAGCAGGCUCGGGCCGUGCCGGCGCCGGGGGCGCUGCCGCCGUCCGCGGGCCCCGAGGGGCCGCCCCAGAGCUACGCCGUGGGGCUGGCGGCCGUGGCCGCCUCCUGCCUGUCCUCGGGCUUCGCCGGCGUCUACUUCGAGCGGCUGCUGAAGCGCUCGGGCGGCUCCAUCUGGCUGCGCAACGUGCAGCUGGGCGCCGUGGGCACGGCCGUGGGGCUGGGCGCCAUGCUGGCCGCCGAGGGCCCCGCCGUGGCCGCGCUCGGCUUCUUCUACGGCUACAACGGCGCCGUGUGGGCCGUGGUGGUGAACCAGGCGGCCGGGGGGCUGCUGGUGGCCGUGGUGGUGCGCUACGCCGACAACAUCCUCAAGGGCUUCGCCACGGCGCUCUCCAUCCUGGCCUCCACGGCCGCCUCCGCGCACCUGUUCGGCUUCCGGCCGCGCGCGCCCUUCCUGGCCGGCACCGCCAUGGUGCUCGCCGCCGUCGUGCUCUACGGGCGGCCCCGGGCGCAGCCCGCCGCCCGCGGGCAGGACCCCGGCAAGUCAGUGGGGCCCUAGGGAGGGACACGGGGACCGAGGGACAGA
Molecule: messenger RNA, 1129 nt
Organism: Melospiza melodia melodia
Lineage: Eukaryota; Metazoa; Chordata; Aves; Passeriformes; Passerellidae
Gene: SLC35A2
Product: solute carrier family 35 member A2
Exons: 4
Coding region: 26-1102 (358 amino acids)
Biological process (GO): pyrimidine nucleotide-sugar transmembrane transport
Cellular component (GO): Golgi membrane
Molecular function (GO): UDP-galactose transmembrane transporter activity
Source: RefSeq, a predicted model, not a curated record